Molecule: messenger RNA, 3453 nt
Organism: Leishmania mexicana MHOM/GT/2001/U1103
Lineage: Eukaryota; Euglenozoa; Kinetoplastea; Trypanosomatida; Trypanosomatidae
Exons: 1
Coding region: 1-3453 (1150 amino acids)
Source: RefSeq, a predicted model, not a curated record
AUGCGGGCCAUUGCUCACAGAUGGAGGCCGGGGUGUGCUUAUUCGGGGGUAGCGGCACGAACGUUAUCCGCGCAUGCGUCUCAUCAACUCGCCACAUUAUCUUUUCUGCUGCGAGACCCUCGAGAGUUCCCGGUGGUGAUUGUGGCGGGACGCUCUAUGAGCGCCUUCACAAGUCUGUACCGCGCUCUCCCGUCUGCUGCAUACAUGAUGUACAACACGCAAGCUACGCUCGACGGAUGCACCGCGCUCAUGAGGGCCGGCUACCAAGAUCUGCGGCGUCCGUCAUCGGUGCGUUUGGUCCCCCACACUUCAGCACCCCUGGGCCCCGAGCUGUGCGAAAAGAGUGGCGCUUACGUGGAUGUCAUGCGAGCAGCUGCAGAGCCGGCCGGUGACGCAGAGAUGGAGCCGUCGUUGGAUGCUGAAGAUGGGAUCGCCGCCGAGUUCUCUGGAGGCGGUAGCGCCGCUCCGGGUGCGCCGGACGAGGAGCUUCGACAAAGCAUUAUUUCUUCCUUUACUGAGCAGUUCAUCGCGUCCAUCAAGGAUGAGUGGGGCUCGCCAUCCGCGCAUCGGUCCGGCAAAGAGAGAGCACCGGUGCAGCCCGCGGGAAAGUUAGAGGCACGGCUGCGGGGCCGCGAUUUCUUGCCCCACAGAAAGCUUCGCAGUGUCUGCUGUGGCUCCGUCGUCUCUCAUCACGACAUGCACCACGAGGCACUGCCACACGGCAUUCACUGGGUGGUGGCACGGUGGCUCAUCGACUCUGAAGUGGAUCUUCGAAAAGUGAUGGACGCAUGGCGCAGUUUGUUGAGUCAGUCACGCCCUGGCGCGGUCGUUUCUCUUGUACUGUUCGUCAACGUGGAUGUCGUGGACCUCACCUCCCUCAUAGGCCCUUCUAGCCUUCGCAAGUUGCAGGGGAGGUUAUGUUUUCAUAGCAGAGCGACCGAGAAUACAAAACUGUGCCGAGUCUCGCCUUCACCCGAGGGCUGCGCAGCUUGCGCAGCCGUCAGGUGUCCCCUACUCGCGCCUUCGCAGCUGCGGGCCGCCCUGCUUUCUCUGCAAGUGAAAGCAAGUACCUUUGCGGAAUCCUCCUCUGGCUGCGCGCCAUCGACUGAGGUGGCAGGUGCAAGCACACUUGGGCAAAGCUUAGGCGCGCAGAGCGGUGCCGCAGCUGAUCUGCCGCGGCAAACAAGGAGCUUAGAGGUUCCUAUUGUGAAUUGCUGGGCUACGGCACAGACGAUGAAGAGAGAGCACUCAAAACAUGCUCUCAGACUUACAGUUGACGCCUUCAGACAUCUGCUUUCCGUGGUCGACGUGCAGCAUCCCAUGCACCAGCGCCACCUGCGUUGCCAGCGUUCCUUGCACAAUAGCCUUCAGAGGAUUCCAGAUCCACUCCAGAAGUGGCAGUGGGUGUUGCAUAAGGACGGCUCCCCGUAUCCCGUUCCACCGGCUGAUGCAAAGCUGUCUCGUGUCUUGCCUUACGUGCUGGUAAAGGAUGAAAAGGAGCAGCGCCGGGAGCACCAGCGGGCGCUCCGGUGCAACGCAGUCGCUGCGGCAACGUUGCAGAGCCUGAAUUCCCAGGGUCUCUCCGCGGCCCCCUCCACAGCGGGCAGUGCCCGGACUCGCGCCCCGUUUCCUAGCCCGAGGUACUUCACUCUCCUUGUGUCCGAUGCGGGAUCGCUGCUUGUACGUGAUGGGUGUCUCUCGGACCUCUUUGUGAUGGAGUUCCAGCCAGCACUGCUAGAGGCGGAGUUGAGCUCUCAUUACUGGCUGUCGGUGCGGGAAAAAGCUCCUCCCGGGAUUACAGGCUUGCCAUUUAAGCGGCAUCGCGCCUUCCUGGAGCUUCUGUCAGCGGCCGAGAAGUUUGUGUCAGCAGCAAUCCCCUCCGCAUCCCUGACUCGCGAUGUUUUGAAGAAUGCUGUGCAGUUUCUCGACAGGUGCGGAGGCGGUCGUGGCCUUCUGGCGUGGCCGCUCACAGAUCCGGCGGAGGGUCAUCAUCGCCUUCGGGUUGCCUUCACCUUGAGCUAUGAGUUCUACGCCGAUCCUCUUGUUUUUUCGCGGCACCCUCGAGGUGCGGUACGAGCAGGUUGCGUGGGGAAGGCGCAGAUACGCCACCUUGCAUCUGGCACUGACGUAGCGUCGUCCCCCGCUGCUGCCGCCGCUGGAUCUGGGAGUGCAAAGUCACUGUACGUGAUAAAGACACUGAAAGAUGUUAUUAGCUACAUACUCGCGACCAUGAGGAGGGCUGGCUGGGUCUUGGUCUGGCAAGAAGAUCAUCAUCGCUGGCCAACCGCGGUGCCACCGCCGCACAUGCACCCCCACAUCAACCCUAUGUCCUCUGCUUUUCCGCUGAGCAGAUGUGCCGGCCCGUCGCUGAAGGAGCGAAUCGCCGAGUCGCUGGAGAGGUGGCGCCAAGAACAGCUGCAGCUCAACAACAAGAGAUAUGAUGUUGACAUGUCGGCUGGGGCGUUGGAGCCGCCAUCGUCUCAUCAAACGGUGGAGUCGACGAGGGCGGCGACUGUAGACGCGGCCACAGCGUCGCCGUACGCAAGUCUCGAUGUGUGGCAGACCGCUCUCAUCCCUGAAGACGCCGGUGUUUACCUGUGGGAAGGACAAACAGUGUUUCUCGAUGACGGUCGCCCGGGUGUCAUCGUCGAGUUCCGACCACCGCCGACGGAGCUGUUCACGCCGAUCGAGCAGCACCCGACGGAGGCGAAGCGCGCGUACUGGCGUGUGCAGCAGGAGCUGCACGCCGACUUCAUCCGCUUUUAUCGGUGGCGCCGCCACUGUUUUGCUGCGGCAAACCCGCAGCAAGUCACGGCCGCCUUCACCAGCCUCCCGCAUUACGUACGAGCACGUGAAAUGACGCAUUUUCCUGUGGUGGAGCUGCUGCACACAUCCCCAGAUGGUAAGCGACCGCUUGUGCAAGUACUGCCGAAACGCGCGAUGCAGUACCACGUGGCGUAUCCGCGCGUGUGCGUCGUGAGUGUCGCGGAGCAGAAGGCCUGGCACGAAGCGCAAGGCUUGCCGGCGCCUUUCAAGGAUGAAUUGCGGGACGUGGUGUGGAGACUGUCUACCACAGAUCUGGACGACCGCUCUGCGUCGCAGGUGACGCUGUUGCGGCUUCCACUCUCUCCAUUUCGCAUUGAGGCGGCUGCGUUGCCUUUCGUGUCUCGUGUGAUGGAACUCUCCAGGCACCCUGUUGUCCAUCACACGCAACGCACUCUGUGGCCCGAGGCAUCUACGAAGGAAAGGCAAGCGCUUCUUCACAGUUUGAACGUGGAGUGGGCCAGCUGUCAUCGAAAAGCCGUCAUUCACGACAGGUCGUGUGCCCCGCAGCUGCGGGCGGUGAAAGAGCGGGCGCACAUUAACUGGAGGUCGCUAUCCGCGUCGCACCAUUCCUCGGAAGCACUCUGUUUUGCCUUCUUCACCGCUCAUUCCGAAACUGUGCUGCCUUGA